AUGAAAACCUUCGGCACUCGAAACGGAGCCCCCGACGAUAUGGACUAUACCGAUCCUACAAACAAGUACAAAAAUCUUAGGUCCGCGAAGUACGCUAAUCGUGAUGUGUUCUAUUAUGGGCCGGAGGUGGAGCUCUGCUGGUCCUGUGGGUGGAAUACACAUAGCCAGAGAUACUCGUCUUAUGCAUCCCGACUUCGGAUCAUUCACACCCGUCGGAACUGUGGAUUGUGGGCAGUUGGGACUCGUUGGAUCCUUCGAGAUGAGCAGAACGAUCGCUUCCUUGGGAACCACUAUAUGACCUUGAAGUUUCUCCACAAACAACCGAACCUGACUAUCCCUGUUUGA
Exophiala aquamarina CBS 119918 is the source of this 345-nucleotide messenger RNA. RefSeq lists its product as uncharacterized. The record is from RefSeq and is a predicted model, not a curated record. Bases 1 to 345 code for a protein of 114 amino acids. NCBI's taxonomy places the organism in Eukaryota, Fungi, Ascomycota, Eurotiomycetes, Chaetothyriales, Herpotrichiellaceae. The transcript has a single exon.